AUAAUAUCACUCGACAUUCAUACCACAUUAAAUAAUUUUCCCUUUUCUGGUGAAAAAAUAAAUUACUUUUGAUACAAUCAUUAAGAAAUUGCUUUUCAUGUAAUCAUCUUCAUUCUAAGAACGAAGAAACAAAUAAAAAUUUUUAUCAUCCUGCCUUAAAUCAGAUCUUCAUCAUUUUUUUGCACCCCUUUUGCGGUUUAAUACAUAGGAACUGCUGGAAAUUUAGAAAUAUAUCUGUGACACUUCUCUCCUAAUGCAGAGUUAAGAGUGUGAUGGGCCAUUUGGAUGGUCGUCAUGAAUUUCCUAGGUUUUGUAUUGGUGGGUUCCUUGACCAUCUUCAUCAUCUACUUUUUGACCGUGUUAGAAUCUUGAAUAGCUUUCUUCAUACAGUACUUCACCAUAAAAUUAACAAUUAUAUUCACUUUUGCGGGCAUUGGAAAUCCAGCUGGGACCAUGGAUAUGAAAGCAUGUCUUCUACAGAAGUUCAGUCCAGUAGAGCGAAAUCAGGUAAAAAUUAAUACAAAAAUCUUUUAAUGUUAACGAUGACUUCUGGUUGUUUUGGUGUUUCUCCAAGCACAUGUUUAAUACAAUGAACAUGUAGGACACAAUAGCUAUCAGUAUCGAUAUUGAGCUGGCUUCUUCUAUUUGUUAUCAUAAUCCCCACUGAACUCAAUUCAAGUUACGGUCAUAAAUAGAUGAGAUGUAGAAGGUGGUUUAGAUGGAUGGUUUCAUCCAUAAAAUUGUAAGAUUUUGUACUAAUGAAUUGAUCCCACAUUCCCUCUAACUCUCUAUAGCCAUAGGGUAACUUUGAUUACCUGCUUUGGCUUGUUGGAGAUUGGUUUACAGUUGAUAAUAAUUUCUACUGUUAUUUGCUAUAUGAACAGAUUGAUGCAGCAUUGGAACAGGGAGUUGAAGCCAUAUGCACGCUAGUUCUCAAUGGAUUCAAUCACAAUAUUAGUAGAUUUAAUUUGCUGCAGAAAUACAAGUAUCACAAAGUUUGAUCAUCCUGGACAAAGGAUACGGAAACAAGGUACAACUGGACUGACCAGUGUCAAUCAUGGCAUAUAACCAUACAUGUAGAGAAAUUUCCCGAGUGCAAAGAUGAAAUUCCCUGUUGCUUUCCUAACACCAACACCCAUUUUUUGUCCUCAAUGAACUUUUUACCUUUCAACCAUCUGGUUGUUUUUAUGUACAUUAGUUCCUCUGUAAUUUUCUGCAACAAUUGUAUCUAGCUUCUGUUCGUAGUCUUUUAUUUUAUAAUUUAGAUUGAAAAACAAGUAUCAUAGAAUGGGAGCAGUCAUAAAUAUCAGAAAAUUUA
Messenger RNA from Rubroshorea leprosula, 1318 nucleotides. Lineage: Eukaryota; Viridiplantae; Streptophyta; Magnoliopsida; Malvales; Dipterocarpaceae. The record is from the annotation of a GenBank genome assembly.